AUGGAAUUGGAAUUGCUGAAGCAAAAAAUCGAAAUGUUGAUGAGCUGUGGUGUUAAACCGGAUCACAUUCUUCGCGACAUGAAUGUGUUGUUUCGAGCCAAAGAAGUGAUAGAAGGAAGAUUGGAAUUCAUUAAAAAAUGCGGUAUUGAACGAGUUAUGCCAUGGAUGAUCAAGUGUGAUGACCAAGUUCUAUGCAGGUCAAUUGAGAUUCGAAAUCAACGUGGAACGGAACAAAACAAAACGCUUGAGCUGUUGACCGGUCGACUGAAUUGGCACGGUCAAACGGCCAAUUCCAUGUUCAUGAAGAACAAAUUUUUACAGAAGCUUGAUUAUGACACGACAUCGCAAUUGCUGGACGAACUGUUACGAAUAUUUUCACCGGAUGACAUUACCGCAAACAUUGGCCUGUUGAGUCAUUCGGUGGCGCAUGUAAAAAUACGAGUGGCCGAAUUGACAACCUUAAAUAAAUCCCACGGCAUCUCACCGCAACUACUCAAUAUGAGCGAUAUAAAAUUCAAGCAAUUUUUGAAAAGAGUAAAAAAUAACUAA
Molecule: messenger RNA, 549 nt
Organism: Sitodiplosis mosellana (orange wheat blossom midge)
Lineage: Eukaryota; Metazoa; Arthropoda; Insecta; Diptera; Cecidomyiidae
Product: transcription termination factor, mitochondrial-like
Exons: 3
Coding region: 1-549 (182 amino acids)
Biological process (GO): termination of mitochondrial transcription; regulation of DNA-templated transcription
Cellular component (GO): mitochondrial matrix
Molecular function (GO): double-stranded DNA binding
Source: RefSeq, a predicted model, not a curated record